GGCGGUGGCCGCGCUGGGGCGCAGCCAGGCGGCCAGGCGGGCGGGGGCCAGAGGCUGAGUCCGCUGCCCUGGAGCGGGUCCCCAGGCGCCCCUCAGCUCUCCUCGGCGUCUAGCACAGCCCCCCAGGGGUGCCCAUCAAUUUCUUUGGGUGACUACAGCGUGUGUUUUGUUUUUUUCUUUUUUUCCCUGCCUGUGUGCCCUUCUCCAGGAUGGCAGAGGCGGAAUUGCACAAGGAAAGGCUGCAAGCCAUAGCAGAAAAAAGAAAGCGGCAGACUGAAAUAGAAGGCAAGCGACAACAGCUUGACGAGCAGAUACUCCUGCUUCAGCAUUCCAAGUCCAAAGUACUUCGGGAAAAAUGGCUGCUGCAGGGUAUACCCGCUGGAACUGCCGAAGAGGAGGAGGCCAGGAGGCGACAGUCUGAGGAGGACGAGUUCAAAGUCAAGCAGCUUGAAGAUAACAUUCAGAGGCUGGAGCAGGAAAUUCAAAUGCUAGAAAGCGAAGAGUCCCAGAUAUCUGCCAAAGAGCAAAUCAUCCUAGAGAAACUAAAGGAAACAGAAAAAUCCUUCAAGGACUUUCAGAAGGGUUUCUCCAAUACGGAUGGAGCUGUGUACGCCAUGGAAAUUAAUGUGGAGAAAGACAAACAAACAGGAGAGACCAAGAUUCUCUCUGCAUCUCCCAUUGGCCCAGAGGGGGUCCAUCCGAAAGGAGUCAAAGUCUAUGAUGAUGGUACCAAAGUAGUGUAUGAGGUGCACUCGGGAGGCACCAUAGUAGAGAAUGGAGUGCACAAAUUAAGCGCAAAGGAUGUAGAAGAGCUUAUUCAGAAGGCUGGACAAUCAUGUUUAGGAGGAGGGCACGUGUUGGAAAGGACUGUGACCGCAGACGGGAGCUUCAGUCAUCCUAAAGAACACAUGCUCUGCAAAGAAGCCAAGUUAGAAAUGGUCCAUAAGUCUAGGAAAGAGCACUCUCCUGGGAACCCGGGGCAGCAGGCCCAAGCCCCCAGCACUGAAGGGCCAGAGGCACCCUUGGACCAGCCAGUCACCAUGAUCUUUAUGGGCUACCAAAAUAUCGAGGAUGAAGAGGAGACUAAAAAGGUGCUAGGCUAUGAUGAAACCAUCAAGGCAGAAUUGGUCCUCAUUGACGAAGACGAUGAGAAGUCCUUGAGGGAGAAGACAGUGACGGACGUGUCCACGAUUGAUGGGAACGCGGCUGAGCUUGUGUCCGGGAGGCCGAUCUCAGACACCACAGAGCCCUCAUCCCCAGAAGGGAAGGAAGAGAGCCUGGCCACAGAGCCAGCCCCAGGAGUCGGGUGGAAGAUUGCAGAGUUAAAGGGAGAGGAGUCAGCCUCGAAUGCCACAGGAACGUCCACCCCAGACAUGACUGUCAAGAAGCCUUCCCAGCUUUCUGAGGAUGAUAUCCAGCUAAAGAACGAGAGUGACACCUGUUGUGCCAACCUCCUGGAGCCUGCUCCCAGCUCUUUUUCCCCGGAUCACAAAAACAUGGAAAUUGAGGUGUCCGUUGCAGAACGUAAAAGUGUUCCUGGAAUCACCUCCACCCCGCAUUCUGUGGACCACUCCUCCCCUUUCUAUUCAGCCCCCCAGAAUGGCCUCACUGAUCAUCACGAGUCCCUGGAUAACGAUGUGGCCAGAGAGAUCCGAUAUCUAGACGAGGUGCUGGAGGCCAACUGCUGUGAUUCUGCCGCGGAUGGAACUUACAACGGAACAUCCUCCCCAGAGCCUGGUGCAGCCAUCCCGGUGGGCUGCCUGAGGCCCCCUGCCCACGUGGCCCUCCAGCCAGAGCCUGCCGAGGCGGUGGCUGGCAGGAAGGCACCUUGUCACACAGAGCUCCCUCAAAGCAACUCAGACCCCAUGGCAGACAGGGAAGGAGCAAACGGCCAUGCUCCAGGCCAGCCCAGAGACACACCAGGGAGUGGCCCGCAGACACCCACGAGCCCCAGCUCCUCAGCCAGCUCACGCUGUCCUUCCCGAGACGGGGAGUUCACACUCACCACACUGAAGAAGGAGGCCAAGUUCGAGCUGCGCGCCUUCCACGAGGACAAGAAGCCCUCAAAGCUCUUUGAGGAUGACGAGUAUGAGAAAGAACAAUACUGUGUCCGAAAGGUAAGGCCUUCCGAAGAGAUGCUGGAACUGGAGAAGGAGAGGAGAGAGCUCAUUCGCAGCCAGGCAGUGAAGAAGAACCCUGGCAUUGCGGCCAAGUGGUGGAAUCCCCCCCAGGAGAAAACCAUCGAGGAGCAGCUGGACGAGGAACAUCUGGAGUCACACAAAAAGUACAAGGAGCGUAAGGAGCGCAGGGCACAGCAGGAGCAGCUGCUAUUGCAGCAACAGUUACAGCAGCAGCAGCAGCAGCAGCAGCAGCCCCCACUGCAGCCCUGCCCAGCCCCUGCAUCUGCCUGUGGUCCAAACGCGAUUGACAAAGCAAAGCAGGACAUUGUCACAGAGCAGAUCGACUUCUCCACUGCUCGCAAACAAUUCCAGCAGAUGGAGAAUUCCAGGCAAGCAGCGGCCAAGGGCCAGAGCACACCCAGGCUGUUCUCCAUCAAGCCUUUCUACAGGCCCCUGGGAUCAAUUAACUCUGACAAGCCACUGACUGUCUCGAGACCAGCUUCUGUCGGGGGACCUCCAGAAGACAGUGGCACCUCCACCGCUAAGGGGCAGAAAGCCCCCUGUGUCCUGGAGAGCCAGUCCGGGGGAGGAGGCCAGGGCAGCACAGCCCCUCAGGGUAAGGAAGGGCCCUACAGUGAGCCAUCUAAGCGAGGGCCCUUAUCCAAACUGUGGGCAGAGGAUGGAGAGUUCACGAGCGCCCGGGCGGUCCUCACCGUGGUCAAGGACGACGACCAUGGGAUUUUGGAUCAGUUUUCAAGAUCAGUCAAUGUCUCCCUGACCCAAGAGGAGCUCGACUCUGGUUUGGAUGAAUUGUCGGUGAGGUCCCAGGACACCACGGUCCUGGAGACUCUGUCCAAUGAUUUCAGCAUGGAUAACAUCAGUGACAGUGGGGCCUCUAAUGAGACAGCCAACGCCCUCCAGGAAAACUCAUUGGCUGACUUUUCUCUACCCCAGACUCCACAAACUGACAAUCCCUCAGAGGGCCGAGGAGAAGGUGUCUCCAAGUCAUUCAGUGACCAUGGUUUCUAUUCUCCUUCAUCCAUGCUGGGAGACUCUCUGUCAGUCGAUGACCCCUUGGAGUAUCAGGCUGGUCUCCUGGUGCAGAAUGCCAUUCAACAAGCCAUAGCCGAGCAGGUGGAUAAAGCUGUGCCCAAAUCCAGCAAGGAUGGAGGAGAACAGCAGGGCGCUGAGACAACCGUGGAGGAAGCUGAAAUUGGGGCUUCCGGCUCAGAGAAGCCUCAGAACAUGUUCGAGCCACCCCAGGUGUCCUCUCCCGUUCAAGAGAAAAGGGACGUAAUACCAAAGAUUCUGCCUGCCGAAGACAGGGCGCUCAGGGAAAGGGGGCCCUCCCAGCCGCUGCCCACUGUGCAGCCCAGCGGCCCAAUCAACAUGGAGGAAACCAGGCCUGAAGGGGGCUAUUUCAGCAAGUACUCGGAGGCAGCUGAGCUGAGAAGCACAGCCUCCCUCCUGGCCACUCAAGAAUCUGAUGUGAUGGUUGGGCCCUUCAAACUGAGGUCAAGGAAGCAGCGGACUUUGUCCAUGAUUGAGGAAGAGAUCCGGGCAGCUCAGGAAAGGGAAGAAGAGCUGAAGAGGCAGAGGCAAGUCCUGCAGAGCACCCCGAGCCCCAGGACCAAGAAUGCCCCCUCGCUGCCUUCCAGGACACCGUGCUACAAAACCACCCCAGGGAAAAUAGAGAAAGUCAAACCUCCUCCAUCCCCCACCACUGAAGGCCCCAGCCUGCAGCCUGACUUAGCCCCCGAAGAGGCUGCCGGAACCCAGCGGCCCAAGAAUCUGAUGCAGACCCUCAUGGAAGACUAUGAGACACACAAAUCUAAAAGGCGCGAGAGAAUGGAUGAUAGUAGUGUCCUUGAGGCCACACGGGUUAAUCGAAGGAAGAGCGCACUGGCCUUGCGCUGGGAAGCAGGGAUCUAUGCCAACCAGGAGGAAGAAGGCAACGAGUAAACUCUCUCCAACCCAGGAAGCUCCUUUGGUGCUUGGGAUACCAAGAAACCAAGAACAUAACAACUCAAAGCAUUUUAAUGGACUAUUUAUUAAAGUGCAGACAAACUCAGCAAUCCUUACGUAGACCAGAAGCAGCAAUACACAAUGAUGAGAAAUAAAACGAUAAGGAAGUCCACUCAUCAGACACUGACUCCCAGGAGUCAAAAGAGAAAGGAUUUUUUUUUUUUUCUUUUUGUGACUCAAAGAAUCUCAAUGUCUGGGAUUUGGACCAAUCCGCAAUUGAUCCAAAAGGACAAAGACUUGACCAGCAAACCAACAUAGCUGCUAUAGGCAGGGCAGAGACCAGCCUCGCUGGGUGAUGAGGAAGAACAGUGGUGAUAGGGCCAUUUAGAGAGCUCUAGGGCCCGGGCUCAUGAGUCCACGAGGCCUGGGAUGUCUCUCUGCACCCGUGUCCCACCUGUCACUCACAGCAUCAGAGGUGUCGUAUUAAUUCCACUUUCUCCAGCAGCCAUAAAACGAAUAGUGUCUCUUCUCCACACUUGUGAGAGGAGGCAGUCAGGAUUCCAUUUCUCUUACAUUUACUUCUUUUUAAUCAAUUGGGUACAAUUCAUGAUUGCAAUCGAUAAAAAUCCUUAUUUUUAAGACAAGCUUUCUUCAUGUUGCAAACACAAUCUCUUGUACAUCCGGAGGCUGAGGAAAGGGGAGGAAGGCAAACCAAACGGGUGAUUUUAGCUUUAGGAUCAUGUCUGCUUUCACUAUAUUGACUGAUCUGCCAUUCACAAGAACACAUUUUCACCGUUAUGUUUCUUCAUAUGAAAAUAAUUAUAUUUAACGGGCAACAACUAUUUUUAUGAUGGGAUGGGGGAAUAUAUACAUGUAUACAAUCUGUACACAUUGAACAGCUUGGUUCAAGAUGGUAGGGGAUAUUUUUAGAGUGGCAAUAAUUGAAAAAAAAAAAAAGUGCGAACUCUGCCUUCGAGAGGUGGGCAACAUGAAAUCAAAAAGGUGUUUAUAACUAUUUUGUACUAUAAAGUUGGCCUUAGAGGUAGGAAGAACAAUGGAUUGUUUGGGGUCAAUCAAAACAGAAACAUGAAAGAAAAGUCAUGAAGGUAGAGGGAGAAAAAGGGAGGGAGGGAGAAAGAAAUGGGAAGAAAAUAAGGAAGGAAGAGAUACUAUUUUUGCUGAGCAACCAAUGUUUUUUCAGGGUGAUACAAAGAAAAAUAUAGACUAGAAAUGUAAGUGCAGGCUGGAAUCAGCUACAUACAGAUGGGUGUGCGUGUGUGUGCUUGCGUGUGUGUGCCUUUGUGUGUUUGUGUAAGGUGUGUAUACCAUGAGUAAGGGUGUGUGUGUGUGUGUGUGUGUGUGAAAAUUCCAGAGUGAUCAUGGCACUUGGGUGUACAGUUAAUUCCUCCAAAGCUAUUUGCCAGCUAUGGGAGUGAGUGAAAAUUUCUUUUUUAUGAAAAGGGAUAUAAAGGCACCGAGCUGAUGCAGUAUUUGUAAUAUUAAAUUGAUCUAACAUGGUAUUUGCAUGAGUCCUGACUGCAAAGUUUUGAGCAAGUUUUGUAAGCUGAUGUUUUAGGAACGUACCCUAUUUAUUCUCAUGCCUUGUAUUCAUACUUAGUGUAUGAUAGAGGAUGCCAGCUUUAAUCUUUCUGUCAUUCAAAGCAAUAUAAUAAGGGUAUUCAAUAACCGGGUGCCUGGUUAUUGAAUUUCUGGAUGAGAAAAUUUUCAGUUCUGGCCAUGAAGGAAAAAAAAAAACAGCCUUCUUUUUUUUCUCCUUUGUUUUAAAACUAUGUUUUUUUUAAAAAGCAAUAAUUGAGUCAGACCUCACUAAAGUUCAUUUCUGUUUUCAUAUUGUCAUGUCAUAAGCUCUAACAAGUAAGCUGCUCCACAAAAUUUGUAUGUAGGCGUUACGCACAUUACCUUUGCUUCUUUUAUUAGACUAGUGUUGACUUUGGGGGGAAGUUUAUUCACAGGCAGGUAGUGGGCAUGAAGUAAAAAAUGGAAUUGUUUAAGAAUAAGGAUCCUUCAAAACUGCCAAGGGAAUCUCUUAAGUUAAAGGUAGACUCUACAGAUAGCUGAAAUAACACAUGGGCAGUCGGCACCAACUUAAAAUAGUUUGUUCUCCUGAAUAUUCUGAAUAAAUUUUCAACAAAAUGUGCUAGCCCUUGGGGACACAAAACCAGUAAGAUCUCUGCUGCAAAGCAUUCAUUUUAUGGUGGGGAGUCUGGCGUGGAGACAGUCAUUCCCAGGAGAGUGAGUUGUGUUAAGACAUCCCAACAGGUGAAAUGGGAGUACCCAGGAGAGAGGACCAUCUCUGCCUGAGCAGUUCCAGCCAGAGGUCCCUCGUGCCUGGGCUGAGGACCCAGCAAUCAGGUGUUCCCAAGGCAGCAGACACGGGGACAGGAAAAGAGGAGGCAGCAGCCUCAUGUGACCCCAGGCACUAUGACAGUUAGGAUGGCUAGAGAGUAGGCUAGUCUAUGGGUCACACAAAAAAAUAGAAAGUGCUUUAUGUUUUCUGAACUGACUCAUGGAUCCAGUAGAGAUCAUAGGCAUGAUAUAGACAAACUCCCCCCAUUUUUCAAGGAGGGAACUCUUUCCCUACAUGAAACUUACAUUUGAGAAGAGAAUUUGCAGCUAAAAGGAAAGCUUAGGAGGCCUUGCAAUUUAGAGGCAAAGAGGUCUUUGACCACAGUUGAUUGAAAGGGAAGCAUUUACUUGCUUAAGGAAUAACAAAGUUACAGAACUGACAGCCUUUGCCCCCCACCCCCUCCGCUGUCUGUGCACAUAAGGAAACAAACAUCAUUUCUGUGACUCCAGUGGUCACAAAGCUGUUUUCUUUCACUGUGGCCCCUACCCUACAUCCCCAACAUGCGCUAGCUCCCCUGUGCUGCCUUCCAGAUGACCGCUGUCUGUUUUCUUGCUCCACUCACUGGUAAUCCUAUUAAAAUGUAAAUUGCACCCAGGGAUAGCCAGAUUUUUUUUCUCUGUGCUCCUGAGUUUUUAUUCAUUCAAGAAACAAUUGAACCAGCCCCCUGCUUUGUACAUAGCACUGUGCUAGGCUCUGGGAUCCCAAAUGAACCCCUUUAACUUUCUGAAGAUGGAACCAAGCCCUGGAGGAAAGUCAUUCCUGUCUAAUCCACUGAGAGAAAGAGGCUUCUGAAAAACUUGCCCUCUGAUGCUCGGCUCCACCCCCCAAAUAGCCCAGCUUGUUUAAUCUCAGCGGUCACACGUGUUUAAAUUCUGUGGCUGUUAAAAGCCUCCCAGAAAGCAUUCCGUUCUGCCGUGUUGAUAGACGCUCACUGUCCUCCAGAGCCAAUUACUGACAUACCUUGGCUUUCUUAUCCAGAAAUCAUGGAAACAGGGUCUGUCAGUGGCAGGAGGCCGGGCUGUGUUGUGCUGGGAUGACGCAAUGCAGUUUACUAGCCUCUUUGUUUCCUCGCAUGCUGCCCACCCGGGGCAAAGUCAUAUAAGCAGUAUAUAAAUCAGUGUCCGCAUACACACACACACACACACACACAUACACAUACACACACACACACAUAUAUAUAAACUGUAACAAGGAACACUGAGACAGUGUUGACUUUUGUCUCUGAAGACAAAUGCACAUUUUUUUUCCAGCUAAAGAAUGAAUUUCAUUAAACUAUGUAUUGAAAAAAAAAAUAGCCUAAGUGUUAGAGAUGGUGACUAUAUCCAGUUUUAGUUACAGAACCAAUUUCCGGAAUUUUAAGCAUUCAGUGAGCUGCCAAUUUUGAUUUUGUGUUGCUCUUUACCCAAAUGACUUUUUUCUUUCUUUUGCUCUUUUUUUUUGGUGGGGGGUAGGGUGGGAAAAAAGCAGCAAUACUGUGUUUGGAAAUUAGACUCUGUAUCCGGCUUUCCUGUGUAUGUUAACUGCUUCAAUGUUAUUAUCCUGCUUUGGUUUUAUAGUGAUUGUGAGGCAUUCAAUGCAAGUAUACAGUUAUUUUCUCAUUAAAACCCAGUGUGUGUUGUGUUUUUAUAAA
Nycticebus coucang (slow loris) is the source of this 8083-nucleotide messenger RNA. RefSeq names its product PALM2 and AKAP2 fusion (gene PALM2AKAP2). Lineage: Eukaryota; Metazoa; Chordata; Mammalia; Primates; Lorisidae. Gene Ontology annotation, biological process: regulation of cell shape. Bases 210 to 4082 code for a protein of 1290 amino acids. Gene Ontology annotation, cellular component: membrane. The record is from RefSeq and is a predicted model, not a curated record. The transcript is spliced from 10 exons.